GGACAAAACAAAGAGUUGUAAAAAGGUUUUAGAGCGUUAAUUGCAACCUUUGCUUUUGCUUUAUGGUUUUCUCUGCCUGCAGUGUCAUCUGUAGCAUAUCAGCUGCGAAGAAGUGUCGUGCAGUUCUUGUUGCAGUUAGCAGAGGAGCAUGGCUGUGAGAGCAUGUGGCUUGAUAAUCUACAGGAGGCUGCAGUCAGCACCCCCUUCUAAGGUCACUGACAAUAUCGAAUACCUCCUUCUUCAAACGUCCUAUGGGACCCAUCACUGGACCCCACCCAAAGGCCACGUUGAUCCAGGAGAGGAUGACCUUCAAACAGCCUUGCGGGAAACACAGGAAGAGGCAGGCCUCCAGGCCAGUCAGCUCACCCUCAUAGAGGGGUAUAAGAAGGAACUGCACUACCUUGUCAAUGGCAAACCCAAGACCGUCGUUUACUGGCUGGCAGAAAUGAAGGACUGUAACACAGAAAUUAAGCUUUCAGAGGAGCACCAGGCUUUCCAGUGGCUGAAGCUGGAGGAUGCCUGCAGAUUUGCAGAAUAUGAGGAUAUGCAAGCAAUGCUGAAAGAGUCACAUUUUGAAGAGCACCAUCAGCAUACCAUGUUGAGUGCAGUGAGUAGAAGAAGCCUGAAAAACGACGUUGGACAAGAACAGUGAUGCUUAUCUAAACGUCUAUUCCUGCAGAAUUUCCCCUCCCACAGCAAAGAACAAUACUUUUCCCUGGCAGCAUAUCUUUGGCUCAGUACCUGAAAAAACUAAUGACAGUGUAAACAGAAGCCGGAACACAAUAACAAGGAUAAAAACAAUAGCUUAAAAGAGCUCCCAUGUUUUCUCUCAGGAAAUCCUAGGGAUCUACUAGACUAAUAGGGCCUGGUGGUCGUUAGAUCAGAAACAGCUCGGGACUUUCUGGUCGGGCCCGAAUGCGCAGGGAGAGGCAACCAGAAUUCACUGUGCAACUCCUCCGCUGGACGGAGAUGAGGUGAGGAUGGGUGUGUCGGUGCUGGGAUACUGCGCUACGGAGCCCUGUUGAUCCAAUGGCCUAGGCAAUUCCUGCCAAUCUGGUAUGCCUGAACGGAAAGGAAGUUUCUGCAGGAUCGCUGAGCAGCUCGUGAGUCCAGUCCUGUUUACCACGUAGUAAAGGCUGUGUGAAUUGAUGUUUAAUGCACUUUAGGACUGAAUUUCUAUCUCAAAGUCAUGUUACUGCCUGGUUCCACAAGCAGGAGGUCUGUCUCCUGCAUAAUCUCACAUCAUCUCUAGAUAAUGCAAAGGCACAAAUACACUUUCCUAGUCUGCCCUGGCUUGUCUUUUCUUUUUUAGGACCCAGAAUCCAGGAUUUGCAGAAAAAACUUUGUCAUGAGCAAGCUUUAUUACUUCAUUAUUCACACGUUUCUUCAAGAUCGCUGUCAAACAGCUCUAAUCUUUAUGGGCACCUGCUGAUACCUUCCCACUGUUUGUGAUCAUUGUCUAUUUAUUCCAUCUCUUUGUUUUUUGUCUUUAACCACUUAUCAGCCCAUGGGAGAAAUCUCUCUUGUAUUCCGUGAGAAUUGAGUUUAUUAAGGGCCUUGGCGGAUGAAUCUUAUCAAAAGCCUUUCGCAAAUCCAAGCACAAGAUCCAGAUCAGCUCACCACAUAGAUGAUGAGCUCGUUGAUGCCAUCACAGAUGAGUCAGGCGUUCCCUCUACAAAAGCUGUAUUAACUUUUCUCAUAUUCAUCUGUGUAUCUGCUAAUUCUGUUCUCUGUUGUGGUUUCUGUUGACUUACCUGAUGUCAAAAUCAAACUUAGUGACCUGUAUUUCCCCAGAUUAUGCAAAGAUCCCUUUUGAAGAUUGACAUAGUUGCCAUAAUCCCCCCUGCCUUUUCUUUUGAUACUGAAGCUGCUUUAGGCAAUAGCUUGAAUUCCUCUUAGAAGUUCAAAAAAAUGUCAUUUGGUUUCCUUUAACUCAGCGUGAAUGCAUGCCCUCUGGGCCUUGUUAUUUGCCAUAGCUGAUUUAAUUGUUUUUUCUAAAACUUCUACUGGCAGUUUUGUUUGGUACCAUUUUUCAGACUGUAAAGGGUGGCUGCUGUCUGAGGACUUCCCUGACCAUGUCUGAAGUAAAUACCAAUGCCAAUAAAUCUUUCAGCUUUUCUACACAGCCUUUCCUUAGUUGCGCUUCUUACACUUGCAUCAGUUAUUGGCCUCAUUACCCCCACAGAAUUCCUACUUUAGAGUUGUUUGGAAAUAUUUCUAUUAGUAGUUUUUUAUGCUUCCUCUAACUUGCUUCUCCACAAUCUUUUUUUCCAGAUGCUUUAUUUUGAGUUGACGUUAAACACAUCAGAAUUUAUGCUGCUUUUUCUUUUCUGUGCUGGGACAGGACUGUUCAUUUUGAUUUUGGUUUUUUUGUUUUUUUGUAAUUUUGAAAAGGUUUACUGUUUGAUCCGGUGGGCAAGCUUGUGUUUUGCUGUCUGCGUAAAGUCCCUGGUUUAUGUUCCCCCUUAAAGAAUCCCUACAUCCCCUGCAUGUUACCUGCGAUCACUACACGUCCACAUGUUACCUGCAAGCAUUUUACCUUUUUGGGCUCUCCCUUUCUACUAGCCUUCUUGGUUUUAUGCAGGUCUCAGUUUUCAGAGUCUCAUCCCACUGAAAAUCCAAGGUAGCCUGUCUGUGAUGGAAAUCCAUGUGAGCUGAGGAAGCUCAACGCUGCAACACAAGUGCUGUUCUUUGAGGUUUGUACUGCUCCUCAGUAGCAUAUGGCAGCAAAUUAUUAAUAAAAUGUUAUCUUCACACUGUG
This is a messenger RNA of Struthio camelus australis, 2761 nucleotides long. The record is from RefSeq and is a predicted model, not a curated record. Lineage: Eukaryota; Metazoa; Chordata; Aves; Struthioniformes; Struthionidae.